Molecule: messenger RNA, 1449 nt
Organism: Echinostoma caproni
Lineage: Eukaryota; Metazoa; Platyhelminthes; Trematoda; Plagiorchiida; Echinostomatidae
Source: the annotation of a GenBank genome assembly
GAUGCCGGUAAUGAGUCCCCAUCGUUGUCUUCCACAUCCACUUCGAGCACUAAUUCCUCUCAUGUGGGACGUACAAAACGUGCGCGUCAGACCAUUGCUUUGCCUCACGUGGCUGACAUAAUCAUGCAGCAUCGAAGACGUGUGCUCGGGUCCAAAUGCCACGUGACUUUAUCCGGUUUGGCCCCCUCACACAUCCCGGCUGAUCGUUGCCUUGCCGGUCGGAUUGUCCGGAGUCUGGGUGCGGUGUUGCAUUUCGGGUUACGUUUACCCCCAUUCGUUUCCGCUAUAAGCUCGAAUUCGAAACCUUCGAAUGAACCGGUAGAGCAACCUGGGACGGUACCGAAGGAACCGAGUGAUACCAAUUCGAAGAUUCCACCAGUCCUUUCGCGAUAUCCUCAACCACAACAGAAUCCACAGAUCCACAAUAUCGACAUCGUCGACAUUAUCAUACUCAUCGACAUCAUCGAAAACAUCACCGUCGCAGCCCAAAGCACCGAUCACAUGACGCGAACAGCGGUGGCAACGGUGACUCAACCGAAGAAAUCAACAUCAGCCUCGGUCCUUGAUCAGCAGAACGAAGAUACGUCUUCUGAAUCGCCUUCUUUAUCCACUUCGGACUCAGAUGUGGAUCAUGUGAUUCCUUCUUCUGUUCAGUCAGGAUGUUCCAAUCCCAUUACCGUCUCUUCACCGUCAUCGUCAAAAGCUGUACCGAGUACUACUGGCGCUGCAGUUGCUUUAAUUAAAGAUGCGGAUGAGGCAGACUUUGAUGAAUCGGGCUUAAUAAGCGAAGUGGCUGACGUUGACGAGAUCGUUUGCAAUGAUGAUGAAAACGGUGGAGUCUGUCAGUUGACUGAAGGAGACUGCACUGAAACAACCGAUACGGAAGACAGGCCACCGGAAGACACUGAUGACCCAGAAGCUGAACUGCGGGAAUUUUUACCUCCACCAAAAUCACUGAUCUUGGCCGAUAAUCCAUUACUUCAUUUACCACCACUCGCGACCAGCCAAAUGCUUGCAGAAAUAGAGGAUGCAGUCAUGGAGGAAGAGACCGCCCGAGCAACCAGUGUCCCCGCAGAAGCUGAACUGUACGAUCCGGCUAGAUUACUCUCUGGACUAGACGAUUCGUCUAGUAGUGAUUCUCCUGUUCUGCAAUCUCAGUGCCAAUUCCGCACCCAAUCACCUCAUCGGACCAUUCGUCUAGGAAGCGCCAGAUCACACGGUCGAUCCGUCGCACAUCCACCAAGUCGUAAUCAUCGGGAGUUAGCGGAUUUGGAUCAGCAACAAUGUCGCUGGCAAGUAAGUGCUUGUUCGUCAAGUCAAAUUCAUCUGCUGAGUUGUGCCAUCCGAAUCCCACAGAGUUGUUAUAGUCUCCAUCAUUUGAAGCAGGGGUUUCUUCGUAUGAACUUGAAACCCAACAAUAUCAUCAGGUUUCAGUGGUUGACUCCAUAG